Molecule: messenger RNA, 1234 nt
Organism: Nannospalax galili (Upper Galilee mountains blind mole rat)
Lineage: Eukaryota; Metazoa; Chordata; Mammalia; Rodentia; Spalacidae
Gene: CUNH17orf58
Product: chromosome unknown C17orf58 homolog
Exons: 3
Coding region: 195-533 (112 amino acids)
Source: RefSeq, a predicted model, not a curated record
ACCCCAACCGGCCGCGUGCCGCAGCCGCGGCCUCAGGACCCGGGCAGCCACAGUCUUGGGGGAACACGGAGCCCGACGUCCAGUCCUGUGCGCGCGCCUGCAGCGCGGACGCGGACGAGCUCGAGGCCUACUGCGCUAGCGAAUUCGCAGCGGUGAAUGGAAUCGUGCACGACGUGGACGUGCUGGGCGCAGGGAUGCGGCUGGUGACGCUGCUGGUGGACCGCGACGGGCUGUAUAAGAUGAGCCGCCUGUACAUCACCCCGGACGGCUUUUUCUUCCGAGUGCAUAUAUUGGCCUUAGACUUCUCCAGUUGUCAUAAACCAUGUCCAGAAUUUAAACCUGGCAGCAGGUAUAUUGUGAUGGGUCACAUCUACCAGAAGAGACGACAGCUUCCUGCUGCUCUGCUCCAGGUCCUGAGAGGGCGCCUGAGACCCGGAGAUGGACUGCUCAGGAACCCCAGCAGCUACGUGAAAAGGUUUAACCGGAAAAGGGAGAGGAAAGUACGAGGUGCCACCCACACCCAGUGCACUUGAACAGACCACUUGGCACCUGUGAAUCCUGAGACUUGGAAUUCAGCAGUAAGAAAGACCCAUCUUCAUAUAUCAAAGUCUUCUGAAAUUGGGCCCACAGCUACCUUAAGAGCAACGUGCGCAGUUCAACCCACAGCUACCUUAAGAGCAACCUGCGCAGCUCUUGAGCUCAGGGGCAAAGUUACUCCAAAACACUAACAGACAUUGAUUCACACAGUUCAGACACUUGAACUGCCAGUCAACAGACCACUACUUUGUGCUGUUUUUAAGUUAUUUUAAUUUAAUAUUCUUUAGUAGAAAUAGUUCACAAAACAUUUCUUGAAUUUCAAUAUACAACUUUGAAUAGUUAUGUUUCAAGUCAAAUUUUGUACUUAAACCAUCCCGUUUAAAAUUCUGUACGUGAGAAUAAGGAUAGGAAGUCAGAGUCAUUUACAUAUUAGAUCAGACACUAGCGGCAGAGCCCUGACCAAGUAUUACAACUUUACAUUUCAGGGGCUUAAGCAAAACAUCAUUCAAAACAAGUGUUCCUGAGGUAUCAAAAUGUAAGAUCAGGUGUAUUCUCAUCUCCUUGCUCCCAGUUACUCAUGUUUUGUGCUAAACUGGAGCUAUCCAGUGCUGCAUGUAUUCUGUGCUCAUGUCAUUAUUCUAAUGAACAAGUAUCAUGUUUGUGUUUUUAAAGCAGUAAAUCUUGCCUUGAAAUCAGA